Bicyclus anynana (squinting bush brown) is the source of this 564-nucleotide messenger RNA. RefSeq lists its product as uncharacterized. The record is from RefSeq and is a predicted model, not a curated record. Bases 1 to 564 code for a protein of 187 amino acids. NCBI's taxonomy places the organism in Eukaryota, Metazoa, Arthropoda, Insecta, Lepidoptera, Nymphalidae. The transcript has 4 exons.
AUGACAGACGACAAACCAUACCCCGAGAUGUCUCGUGAGGAUAGCUGGAUGGAUACGCAAAGGCCACAGGAGUAUACCGAAAAGUCCUGCCUACGCAUUAAUCCUACGAACAAAGAAAUCAAUCAAAGAUUCUACGCUGUACUACCAUUCUUCAAAAAGGACCUCUCAAACUCAGCAUUCUUGAACAAGUUUAGAGCGACAGUGCGUGAGUUUUUAGAAGGCGAUUCGCUGGACCAAGAGACAGCUGAGUACACAGCUGUGCUGACUCCACUCGUUCUACUGCAGAGCUAUAGAGAUGCCUGGUGUCUUUUGGAAAGGUUCCACCGAGCGCUGCGUCUGUAUCAAAUGUCUCAUCCCACAGAAAAGCGCGCUUCGUUGAAAUUGCUAAAGAAAUUUAGAGCAGUGGAUAAAAAGGUCCGAAUAUUCGUCUCGCACCUACCAGGCUCAGCCGCUAACCAAUCAACGACACCCGCCUUCGCCUUGCCAGAACCCGACGACGAACCAAUUCAUGACAAAGAAGAUUUUCGCUUCUUUAAAGAGCUGGCAAAAAACUUCGAUGGAUAA